GUCGAGCAGCCCAUUUAGCCCAUUCGGCUGCCGUUAAGGUUUCCGAGAAUUCGCCCGGCGGACUCGGACUCGGCAGCGGGGAGCUCUCCUCCUCUCUCUACCCAAUCUGCAACCUCGCGUCGCGGUUCACCUCGUCUCCAACUCCGACAGGCGCCAGCGCGUUCCUCUGCUCGUUCCGCCGCCGCGACACCUCGGGCGGCCGCCCGACCUCGCCUCAGUGAUUUUGUAGAACCCUCCAGCGCAUCAACAUGCUUCUUCGUAUGUUACGGACUAAAGCACACAUGUUUCGGCGUGACCCUCAUGAACAGAGCUCGCAUUCUACAAUACCUCGCCACUACAUUGCCCAAGAAACAGCACAGUAGCACACACCCAUCUCUGUCAUGUAUUUUGAUCGCAUGCAUAGAUGUUCAACUUUCAGCACAAUGCAUACAAAAGCAGCUAUAGUUGGAAUUGACUUUGGAUGCAAAAAUUCAAGAGUUGCAAUCAUUGAUUCCUUGGUACCAAAAGUUCUUGAAAGUGAAAUUUGGCGUCUCACGCCAUCUUAUGUUAGUUUGGCACCGCUGAAUUCAUGUGUACUGUUUGAAUGGGCUCUGCAACGCUUAGACCAUGUUGGUGGACGUGUUGUAGUUGGAGAAGUUGCAAAGCGUAAAAUGUCAACACAGCCUUCAGAUGUAGUCUUCGAUGUAAAAAAAUUGGUUGGGAAGAAAUUUGAUGACUGUGACAUCCAAACAAUGAGGAAAAGGGUCCAUUUUAGCAUUAUUGAAGGGCCAAAAGGAGAACCUUGGGUAGAAAUUCAGGGAGUGAAAUUUUCGCCUGUUGAGAUCACCAGUGUCAUAUUUGCAAAAUUGAAGGAUAUUGUUUUAAUGAACCAAUUUCAUCAUAAGUUUGAAGUGGUGAUAAGUGUACCUGUUUUCUUCACUGAACAACAAAAGGAAGACAUCAGGUCAGCAGGAAAAAGAGCAGGCUUAGAUGUAUUGGAAUUGAUAGAUGAAACAAGAGCUGCUGCUCUUUCGAGCACUACAAUAAAAGAGGGUUUCAUUGUUGUUUUUGGCAUGGGUGCUGGAUCAUACAGUGUUGCAAUCCUUCGUGUCUUUGGCACAAAAUUUGAGAUCAAAACUCAACUGGCUGACUCCUCUGUUGGUGGGGAUCAGUUUGACGAUAUACUUGUGGACUAUUUUGUUACACAAAUCAACAAACUUCAUUCUGUCGACAUUCAUGAAGAUAAGCAUGCCAUGGCAAUUCUUUCAGAAGCUGCGGAGCAAGCUAAAGUGAAAUUAUCAAGCCAACCUGAAGUCACAGUAUCGAUCCCUUACUUCACUUCAUCUGCUCAAGGUCCUGUUCAUCUUGACAUUACUAUUUCUCGCCCACAGUUUGAGUUGCUAGUUAAUAACUUGAUAGAACAAAUUCAAGACAAGUGUCGUAUCAUUUUGAAAGAGGCUAGCAUUACUGGCAAUGAUAUUGGUGAAAUUGUAUUCGCUGGGGGCAUGACAAGAGUUCCCAAGGUACAGGAAACUAUUUAUCAAGUCUUUGGCAAGCAUCAGACCGCAACGGUGGACCCUGAGGAAGCUGUGGUUAUCGGUUCUGCUAUACAAGCUGCUCUCGUUGUAGAAGAAAGGCGCGAGAUGAGUAGAGACAUGAUUCCACUCUCUAUUGGAAUUGAGUGUGCUCAAGGAAUUUUUACGAGGGUCAUUCCAAGGCACACCACACUUCCAACAAAACGGACGGUUAAGAUUCCUUCAUGGUGUGAUCAAGGAGAAUGCUUGCGUAUCAGGAUUUUUGUUGGUGACAAUGUAUUGGCUGAACAUAAUACGCAUCUGGGAGAGGUAGAAUUAAUCAGUAAUCGAAACUGUCAAGGUUAUGUUGAUUUUCAGUUGACCUUUGAGGUUGAUAAGGACUAUGUGGUUAAAGUAAGUGCCAGGAAUGCUGAUGAUCAGCUUGAAGCAGCUGAUGAUGUGAGGAAACCUUUGAAGCCCUUCCCAGUAUACGAGAAGGUUAUAGAUGAGAAACUUGUGAGUAAACAUAGUGUCAACAAUGCUGUGAGAAAGGCCUUACUUGACUGGCCGAUGUAUAUAGCAGAAAUCAAUGCCAAAUUGAGAAAUCUGGCAAGAUUUACAAUAAAUACUGUCAGUGAUGUUCUGUCUGUUAGAAAGGAUGAACUUCCAAAGGACCUUCGUGAGGAUGCAUUGAAGGCAGUGGCUGAUUUGCAAAUGGCAUUGUUUGGAGACGUUACUGUGUUAAAAGAUAAAGUGUUGUCUGCUAAAUCAAUUGAAUCAACUCUGCUGGAGUGGAGACCACCAUCAGAAUCCAGGGAAGGAGAUUUGCUCGCAUGAUUAGAAUUAAGAUAAAUAAGACAGUGGAAACCAACUAUAAACCAGUUAACUAUGUGAGGCUGCCUCUUAUUCUGUUCUAUAUAUACAUUUUUUUUUUCCUAUCAAGUUUCAUGGUAUUGUAGAACUUUGUGCGCAAGGAAAUGGUACCAUGUGAACUUUGUCGUUUACUCUUUUGCUUGUU
This is a messenger RNA of Phragmites australis (common reed), 2511 nucleotides long. Its product is annotated as heat shock 70 kDa protein, mitochondrial-like. The coding region runs from base 381 to 2330 and encodes 649 amino acids. Gene Ontology annotation, cellular component: cytoplasm. The transcript is spliced from 7 exons. Gene Ontology annotation, biological process: protein refolding; cellular response to unfolded protein. NCBI's taxonomy places the organism in Eukaryota, Viridiplantae, Streptophyta, Magnoliopsida, Poales, Poaceae. Gene Ontology annotation, molecular function: misfolded protein binding; ATP-dependent protein folding chaperone; ATP binding. The record is from RefSeq and is a predicted model, not a curated record.